Messenger RNA from Drosophila persimilis, 2442 nucleotides. RefSeq lists its product as uncharacterized. Lineage: Eukaryota; Metazoa; Arthropoda; Insecta; Diptera; Drosophilidae. The transcript is spliced from 7 exons. The coding region runs from base 40 to 2211 and encodes 723 amino acids. The record is from RefSeq and is a predicted model, not a curated record.
UUGCAAUGAUACAACAGCCAUUCUUGAACCAAAUACGAGAUGACAAUGCAGUCAAGAUCGACCAGCAAUAUUAGUGGGAGUGCCACCCGCAGCACACACACGAUCUCCAUGGGACUGAUUAUGAUCUCGGCCAUGGCCGUGCUCCUGGUGGCGCUCCCCGGCGGCGCAGUAGAAGCCCGCAUGGCUUUCGAGAAGUUGACAGACUUUGACUUUCCGGGAAACACGUACUACAGCGUGAAGAACCUGUCCCUGUACGAGUGCCAGGGCUGGUGCCGCGAGGAGGCAGACUGCCAGGCGGCCGCAUUCAGCUUCGUAGUGAAUCCGCUGUCGCCCUCGCAGGAGACACACUGCCAGUUGCAGAACGACUCUUCAGCGGCCAAUCCCUCGGCUGCGCCUCAGCGGUCGGCUAACAUGUACUACAUGGUGAAGCUGCAGCUGCGCAGCGAGAACGUGUGCCACCGGCCGUGGUCCUUCGAGCGGGUGCCCAAUAAGGUUAUUCGGGGGCUGGACAAUGCCCUCAUCUACACUAGCACCAAGGAGGCCUGCCUGUCCGCCUGCCUCAAUGAGAAGCGCUUCGUAUGCCGCUCCGUAGAGUACGACUACAACAAUAUGAAGUGCGUGCUGAGCGACUCGGACCGACGUAGCUCCGGCCAGUUCGUUCAGCUGGUGGACGCACAGGGCACCGACUACUUCGAGAACCUCUGCUUGAAGCCGGUCCAGGCCUGCAAGAAUACACGCUCCUUCGCCAACGCCCAACGCAUGGGCGUCUCUGAGGAGAAGGUGGCCCAGUACGUCGGCCUCCACUACUACACGGACAAGGAGCUGCAGGUGACCUCCGAGUCGGCAUGCCGGCUGGCCUGCGAGAUUGAGUCCGAGUUCCUGUGCCGCUCCUUCCUCUACCUGGGCCAGCCGCAGGGCGCCCAGUACAACUGCCGGCUAUACCACCUUGACCACAAAACCCUGCCCGACGGCCCAUCCACCUACCUCAAUCACGAGCGCCCCCUAAUCGACCACGGCGAGCCCAUCGGCCAGUACUUUGAGAACCAGUGCGAGAAGUCCGCCUCUGGGCCCGGCUCUCCCCCAGGCACCCUCGACAAGAUCGACACGUUGCCCGUCAGCUUGGACACUAUUGAGGACCCUAAUCUCACCAACCUUACCCGCAACGAUGUCAACUGCGACAAGACUGGCACUUGCUACGAUGUUUCUGUUCACUGCAAGGACACAAGGAUCGCAGUCCAGGUGAGAACCAACAAGCCCUUCAACGGACGCAUCUACGCUUUGGGGCGGUCCGAGACCUGCAACAUCGAUGUGAUCAACUCAGACGCCUUUCGACUGGAUCUGACCAUGAUUGGACAGGACUGCAACACUCAGAGCGUGACUGGCGUCUAUUCAAACACGGUGGUGCUGCAGCACCAUAGCGUGGUGAUGACCAAGGCAGACAAGAUCUACAAGGUAAAGUGCACAUACGACAUGAGCUCGAAGAACAUCACUUUCGGAAUGAUGCCCAUCCGCGAUCCGGAUAUGAUCCACAUCAACUCGUCGCCGGAAGCGCCACCACCAAGGAUCCGCAUCCUGGACACGCGCCAGCGCGAGGUGGAGACAGUGCGCAUUGGAGACCGCCUCAACUUCCGCAUCGAGAUACCCGAAGACACUCCUUAUGGCAUCUUUGCCCGCUCGUGUGUGGCCAUGGCCAAGGAUGCACGCACCAGCUUCAAGAUCAUCGACGACGACGGCUGCCCCACUGAUCCCACCAUCUUCCCCGGAUUCACCGCCGACGGCAAUGCCUUGCAAUCCACCUACGAGGCUUUUCGCUUCACUGAGAGCUACGGUGUCAUCUUCCAGUGCAAUGUCAAGUACUGCCUUGGCCCCUGUGAGCCGGCCGUCUGUGAAUGGAAUAUGGAGUCUUUCGAGUCACUAGGCAGAAGGCGUCGUCGUUCAAUCGAUAACCAUGACUCCAAGAACACCACCAUGAACAUCUCUCAGGAGAUUCUGGUCCUGGACUUUGGUGAUGAGAAGCGCGAAUUCUUCAAGGCAGAUCCCAGCACAGACUUUGCCAAAGACAAAACUGUGACCAUCAUCGAACCCUGCCCGACGAAGACGUCGGUGCUGGCGCUGGCCGUGACCUGUGCGCUGAUGAUCCUGCUCUACAUCUCCACCCUGUUCUGCUACUACAUGAAGAAGUGGAUGCAGCCCCACAAGAUCGUAGCAUAAGUCCGAUCGCCUUCAGAAGGAGAAAAAAAAGAAAGCAAGAAAACUAAAACUAUAACUACCACAACAUCAAAAAAAGUUGAAAGACAUAAUGAAAUUGAAAGAAAGAAUAGAAAAACAAAAUCACAGUAAAAAUUGUCAUACCACACUCGGACUCCCCCUCAAAACACAUCACGCAACACGCAUCACACCACUAUAACUGUGCAAGUCUAGCUAUCGCUUUGUCUCUCUCUU